AUGACUUCACCGUCACUGCCUUUAGAAUUAGUAGAAGAUGUACUUUACAAAAUUCCGAUCGAAUCUUUGGUACGAUUCAAAUCCGUAAGCAAAGAUUGGCACGCUCUCAUCAAAGACAAGAGAUUCAUCUACAAGCUUUUGGAUCUCUCCCAUGAACGAUGCAUACUAGUCGGUCAUAAAGCAAUACAACUCUCCAGUAUGAAGAUCAAUAACGCUCCCUUAUGUGUACCAGCCCCAGAAAAGUUACACGAUUAUACCCUUAAAGCAAUCAUUCACUGUGACGGAUUAUUGCUAUGUAAGUGUGAUGAGGGAGGUGAGCAUGAUAAUGGUCGAAAGCUCGCAGUUUGGAAUCCGUUUGUGAGCCGACUCAAAUGGAUCGAACCCUCGACUUAUUACAAAUACUUUGAUGUCUUUGCUUUUGGAUACGACAGUGUAUCUCGUGACAACUACAAGAUCUUGAGGAUCGAUAUGGGGAUCAAAACUGAGAUAUAUGAGUUUAGAUCCAAACUCUGGAGAAGGGUUAGAGCUACUGUGGACGAAUACCAUAGACUGUGCCAAGCUAUGUCUAUGAAUGGGAACAUGUAUUGGGUUGCUCAAACAAAGAGUAAUGACUCCAAAAUAGAAUUCAUCCAAAGUUUUGAUUUUUCUACAGAAACAUUCAAGCCCAUAUGUGUUCCAGAGGAAACAGAUCGUUUUCAUGGGUUUACUGUUCAUAGAGUACUCUUGUCAGGUUACGGGGGAGAUAGGCUUUCUUUAUUACAACAACAUACACAUUUGAAGAUUGAGGUGUGGGUUACAAACAAGUUGACCGAUGGGGAUGUCUCGUGGAGCAACUAUUUCAACGUAACUCUCGCUCAUCUCCCAAUAUUACCCUACCGUAACGAUUGUCGUUUUCUGGCAUACUGCAUCCACAAGACCAAAAAGAUUAUGUUAUGGGUCGAGGAAGUAGAUUACAACGAGGCAUAUGUGUACACAGAUGUUUACGUAAUGGGUGAGGGUGAGAUAGACAAACAAGUUGAGGCCACAAUAACGCGUACAUUGCAUGAUCAAUCUUGUAAUCAUGUAUAUGUUCCAAGCCUAGUUCCAGUUCCAGAUUAA
Molecule: messenger RNA, 1098 nt
Organism: Brassica oleracea var. oleracea
Lineage: Eukaryota; Viridiplantae; Streptophyta; Magnoliopsida; Brassicales; Brassicaceae
Product: putative F-box protein At3g22650
Exons: 1
Coding region: 1-1098 (365 amino acids)
Molecular function (GO): protein binding
Source: RefSeq, a predicted model, not a curated record